GAAAACAUCGUUUUUCUUGAGGCUUCCUUGUCUCCUGGCAUCAAUCUACGGCGGCUCACAGUGUCCACACACGAAAUUAGCUUCUGUAACUAUGUUGGAUUAGUGAAGUGCUUCAUCAACAUUCUUGAUGAAUGGGCGUGGACAUUGUACGAAUUAAAGGAUAACGUUGUCACGAUAACCUCUGAUCAAUGCACACACCUACGGGAACUUGAUAAAUGUAUCAAGGAUGAUCUCGACGAACAGCAUCAAUGUUCGCAUCGAGAAGUGAUCGAAGUUUCGAAUACCGUAUCCGACUUAUUGACUCAUCGUAAAGAUUCUGGAUCAUUCUUGAAGAGCUACUAUCUUCUCACCUAUGCGUGUUCUGCCGAAGGACAAGAAAUCCUUACCAAGCAUAGAGAUUGCCUUAAAUCGGAAAAAAUCGGCGAGAUGACAUUGUCAGCUGGAACUUACCUAAGUGAAAAAUUCCUCGAACAUGACGAUGAUGAAGAAUUGAACCUGAAACUCCAAGAAUACAUUCGAGCAAUGAGUAAUCUGUGCAGUAAACAUGAAGCUGCUCAGCUUAUGUGUAAAUCCCUCACCAACAUGUUUAAAGUGAGUUCUUUCUUUUCUAUCCUUUCAUACUGUUUAUUACUUUUCAGUAAACAAAGUUUUUCCUUUUCCUUUUCCGGGAUUUUCCUGAUUUCCAUUACGGCGACCUUAUUCAACCUUGCCGACCUUAGAAGACCGUUUGAUCUGCGUUCGCUGUAG
This is a messenger RNA of Haemonchus placei, 747 nucleotides long. NCBI's taxonomy places the organism in Eukaryota, Metazoa, Nematoda, Chromadorea, Rhabditida, Trichostrongylidae. The record is from the annotation of a GenBank genome assembly.